This is a messenger RNA of Patiria miniata (bat star), 1694 nucleotides long. Its product is annotated as beta-1,3-galactosyltransferase 1-like. Gene Ontology annotation, molecular function: hexosyltransferase activity. Gene Ontology annotation, cellular component: membrane. The coding region runs from base 547 to 1536 and encodes 329 amino acids. The record is from RefSeq and is a predicted model, not a curated record. The transcript is spliced from 2 exons. Lineage: Eukaryota; Metazoa; Echinodermata; Asteroidea; Valvatida; Asterinidae.
GGAUUUCAGGAGCUAGUGCCCCUUUAAGUCGCUUGGCCUCACUGUGUAUAUAUAGUCUCCACUCAAUUCGCCCCACGGCAUCAUUGUUCGAUUCUGUAUUCAAAGUCAUGAGUGCGCCCUCAAUGAGUUAUGUUUUGUAGUUGGCUAGAAUCCAAUCUGACUUUGACAAUCACACGGCUACUUCCGCCUUGUAUGGCGUUCUCAGCAUUUGAUACCUAUCCACCAUCCGAUCAGCACUGCAAACGUUGGAUCGGGACCGACAAUUAAUUGUUAUUAAGGAGGGACCUACCCAUGCCAAUUUGAGGAACACGGUACGUUGGAAGGACAAGCCAGCACCCAAUCAAACAUUGACGAAGAAGCUGUCUACCGGUGACUUUGUGUCAAUGUGAAGGACAAUAAUUAAUUGGCCUUUCAAAGAAUUGGUGGGGUGGGCAACUGGCCGUUUGAUUCUCCCCAAACUAACGCGAAUCCAGUAUAUGUGACUGCACCACUGCUAAAGUUAUCUGUUUGAGUCUUAUUGACAGAACUGGGCAUCACAGUGUUGCAAUGACUCUUAGAAAGAGCUUCCUGAUUUUAGCGGUAGUAGUUAUAAGCAAUGUCAUUCUCCUGGUGUUCGUCCUUCCCAGUCGCUAUAACUUUGCAUGGCAUCGAUGUCUUACCACGGCUCAUCAGCCGAUAAAAUGUAAUUGCACAGACAGUGUGAAGGACACAAUUGUUAACUCCCACGAGUAUAAACUCCUCAUAAAUGAACCUCAAGCUUGCUACGAUACUGCAGGUUCCCCCAGGGAAGUGUUCUUGCUGGUGUUCAUCGCAACAAUUCACGCGCACACCGAACAGCGACAGGCGAUUCGCGAGACCUGGGGAAGCCCACGAGACGUCAGAGGAAAACAGAUCGUCACACUGUUCCUGUUGGCUCAAAACAAGGACGCUGCUCUUCAGCAGCAGGUGGAGAAGGAGUCCAGCAAACACCACGAUCUCCUCCAGGAAGAUUUUCAAGACACCUACAAGAACCUGACACUCAAGACCAUUAUGGGUAUGAAGUGGGUCAGUACACACUGCCGCCACGCCUCCUACGUUAUGAAGACAGAUGACGACAUGUACGUCAGCUAUGACAACCUCGUCAAACACCUGACCGACGCAACAACACUGUCAACAAAUUAUGCGGUGGGGCGUCUCCACAAAAAUAUCUUCCCUAUUCGGGACCCAAAAAGCAGGUGGUAUAUGUCGAAGGAAUUGUAUCCUGGACGCAUGUACCCGCCAUACCUCUCUGGAGCAGGAUACGUGGUCACUGGGGAUUUAGCCGGGAAGAUUUACCAAACGUCUUUGAAACUUCAAUACCUGCACAUCGAGGACGUUUUUGUAGGUGAAUGCUUGAAAUCAUUGAAUACUAUGCCAAAGGAUAACAGUCAGUUUACAUGUUGGUCAAACACUGAGUAUUCGUACUGCGAUUCACAUCGGAUGAUCACCAUGCACAAUUUCUCUUCAUCACGUAUGCGUAAGUUAUGGAGCGACCAUCAACGCCAAACUAAAUGCUAAAAUGAAACGGACUGAGUUACAUCUUGAAAGUUUUAUUUUACAUUCGUUUGGCUUUGUUCUUGCGUUAAAAAUGAAUUUGUAAGAGCUAACAGUGGCCUGUCAGUGACAUUAUUAAAUUUAGUUUAAAACAUUAGGUGUCCAAGGGCGGAUCCAGGGGG